AAUUUUACUCUGUGUGACCAUGGUUUCAAAGGACCCAGAUAUGAACUGUAUCAGUGUAUUCAUUGAUAUGAUUGUCACUGAGUUCCUUCCCAAUGUUUGGAUUAGUUUCUCAAUGAUUUUAAUAAAAAAAAGUUGCUUUAUGACAUUAAAUCUUUUGGAUAUAUACUUUUAGUCAAAAUCAAUAUAGUUUCUCCCUCCAUUCCUAUAAAUAUAUAUUUUAUGAACAUGCCUGAAUCAUAGACAAUAGAAAUUGCCAUUGCACUUACCAAGUAUGCAGUUGGCUUGAUAUUUGAAUUUUCAGUCUGUGUAUUUUCUAAUUUUGCCCCAUUUACUAGUUUCAGACCAUGUUUACAAAGCUUCACGAGAACAUGGUAUUAUAAUUUUAUUUUCAAUCACAUGAGUUACAAAUGUAUCUGCGUGCAAAAAAGAUUGAAUGUUCCUUGAAGAUACUAAAUAAUACAAUUUUAUCAAGCAGAACCAAGUUUUUGUGAUUUUCUUCAAUCAUCAUUGUUAAGUUUCCUGGUUUCUUGAUCAUUCUUUGUUUGUUGAAAACCUACUGUUAAAUCUAUGUACUAUGAUGAUUGUCUUCCUCUCUUUCUGAUAAAUUAACCUUCUUAUACCUUUCUCAAUUGCCUGUUCCUGACUUAUUUUUGUGUAUUAUUUAAGUGUUUUGGAUGAAUUUGCAGAAUCUAUCAUUAUUGACUGCUGCUGAAAGCAAACUUUCAGAGGCUAAAAAGAAAUAUGAUCAAAUGGUAGAGAAUAAACAGUUAGAACUAUCAAGGCAUUUGAAAGAAAUAUCUCAGAGAAAUGAUCAGGCUAUUAAUCAUAUUAAGAGGAAGUAUGAGUUGGAGAAUAUGGAAAUUGUGAACAAGGAAAAAGAAAAGGCUGACAAAGCCAUUGCAGAAAUUGAGGCAAAGUGUGGCCAAAAAAUUGAAGAAUGCAAAGAAGAACAAAGGCAGCAGUUGAUGCGCAUUCAAGAUGAACACACGUUGCUCGUUACUCAAAUGAAGCAGGAGCAUGACAAGAGGCAAGCAAGCCUCAUAGCUGAACACAACGAACAGCUAAAGCGUACCCAACUGCAAGCUGAAAAUGAAUUCAAAGAGCCAAAAUUUGUAUAG
Molecule: messenger RNA, 1118 nt
Organism: Glycine soja
Lineage: Eukaryota; Viridiplantae; Streptophyta; Magnoliopsida; Fabales; Fabaceae
Product: synaptonemal complex protein 1-like
Exons: 5
Coding region: 675-1118 (147 amino acids)
Source: RefSeq, a predicted model, not a curated record